UGUAUUGUAUUGUACAAUACAUACUAUGCAAAUAAUAAAAUAAUAUGUAAAUAAUGCUCCGCCACACUUGACUAUCUCCAUUUCCAUCUAUCUCAUCAUAGUGCUGUGCACUUGCAUACCUUUCUUACAUACAUGUAGUAUUAUUUAAUAUACUACCAUCUGCAAUCACCUACAUGAAAUAUACACACUUGACAUACACCAAUACUUACACACAGCAUCUCGCUCCCGUAUAUGAGGUCCACAUGGAAUAUGAUAUAAAGACCCGCCGUGCCCAUCGGAAAUCCCGUGCUGGCUGUGCCGAAUGCAAGCGAAGGCAUAUCAAGUGCGAUGAGGGCCGGCCAUCCUGCGGGAACUGCUCAAUCAGCGAGAGGCAUUGCUCAUAUCUGUCAUCGCAACCCAAUCUUCCGGUCCCCUGCAGCAGCCCAGGGUCUUCUUCCUCCAGCCCGCAACCCCCUUUACUUCAAUCAGAAUCAUCUUACCAGGCCUCCCCCAAUAGCCCGGGCGAUGACUCCCCGGUUAUCCCGGACGCCAACAUGACUCAGUUAGAACUCUUUUACCACGCUACCAACAGUGACUUCGACCUGCCCCCCAUGUCGGACAACCCUAGCAACAAUGUCUCCUUUGCCAUGUUCGCUGACAUCGCCAUGUCCUGCCCCUACCUGAUGAACGAGCUGCUCGCCUUCUCCGCUCUCCAUCUCGCCCACAUCAACCCCGCCAAGGCGCGUUUCUACCGGCACCAGGCCGUAGGCCUGCAGACCAACGCGCUAAGGAUCUUCAACUGCGAAAUGACCAAAGUCACCGAGGAAAACUGCAUGGCCGUCAUGAUCUUCUCCUGGCUCAUGACCAUGCACACCCUCUCGGAGUGCAAGGAGUCCUCCGACACCCACAGCUUCCUGGACCAGUUCCUCCGCUACAUGCACCUGCACUACCAGGUCAGCGCCGUCACACGAGAAGCAUGGCCCCUGCUGCUGCAGUCGCAGAUGGGCCACAUGAUCCUCGAGAACGCCAAGGUGGUCGAGCACACCGAGUCCGGCUCGCACACCGCGAAUCUCAAGCGCUGCAUCCGCGGCUCGGAGACGCUCGACGACGGCGAGAAGGCGACGUGCGAGCACGCGCUCGGCCGGAUCCAGUGGUUCUUCAACCGCAUCGACGGGAAGGUGCCGCAGGCCGACCUGCCGGCCCUCAUGUUCCUGUCCCUCGUCUCCUGGCCCGUCACCAUCAAGCGCGACUUCCACCGGCUGGUCGCCGAGAGCGCGCCCGAGGCGCUCAUCGUCCUGUCGUACUACUGCAUCCCGCUGCACAUGUUCCGCGAACUCUGGAUCAUUGGGAACGCGGGACAGCUGUUGGUGCGGAAUAUUCGGCUGCAUCUGGAUGAGAGGUGGCAGGAGUGGCUGGAUUGGCCGGAGGCGAUGACGAGUGCGGGUACGUGAUGCUGGGAUUGGGGAUAUAGGAUUAACAAUUUAGUGGUGUUCAGGAAUGGCCGGUCGGUUCGUGUAUUUGUUUCUUUGUUAGCUGAGGCUGGCUUUGUGACGGUUAAGAUCAAGUACUGGGUACUACUGUAGGUUAGGCAUGCAUGCAUGUAUGUAGGUUAGAAACCCCCCUUUUUGGUUCAAGGGGCGUUCUGGUUAUCCUAGAGGGAAAAUACCUACUCUGCUAGACCUAAAUAAAUAUUAUAAUUCAUUAUAAUCGA
Messenger RNA from Hypoxylon fragiforme, 1690 nucleotides. RefSeq lists its product as uncharacterized. Gene Ontology annotation, molecular function: DNA-binding transcription activator activity, RNA polymerase II-specific; zinc ion binding. The coding region runs from base 174 to 1430 and encodes 418 amino acids. Lineage: Eukaryota; Fungi; Ascomycota; Sordariomycetes; Xylariales; Hypoxylaceae. The transcript has 2 exons. The record is from RefSeq and is a predicted model, not a curated record. Gene Ontology annotation, biological process: regulation of transcription by RNA polymerase II.